CCCCUCCCGUCCGCGAACUUCCCCUCACGCAGAGGGAAAGUUUCUGGCGGCAGAGGCAGCAGGUUCGAUCCCGGCGAGGCACAGCCGGCAGCAGCCUCCGCUCGUCGGCCGGCCGGGAGGAAGCCUGGGGAAGCCCGGCGUCCUCGGGCAGAGAGAGAGGCGUUGCUCCAAGGAUGAAGAUGGUCAGUGUCAUGCUGGUUGUGUUCUGGCUGUGGAUGGUCACCUUUGGCAGCGGUUCUGAACGCUGUGAUGACUGGGGUGUGGACACCAUGAAGCAGAUCCAGAUUUAUGAAGGGGAACCUGCCAAGAUCAAAUGCCCACUUUUUGAGACCUUCUUAAAGUACAACUACAGCACAGCCCAUUCUGCAGGCUUAACCCUGAUCUGGUACAGGAUUGCACAGGACCGGGAUCUGGAGGAGCCCAUUAAUUUUCGUCUCCCAGACAAUCACAUAAGUAAGGAGAAAGACACCCUUUGGUUCUGGCCUGCUCUUCUCAAUGACACUGGGAAUUAUACAUGCAUGCUCAGAAAUACAACCUACUGCAGCAAAGUUGCAUUUCCCUUGGAGGUUGUUCCGAAAGACCAAAACUCUUGUGUGAGCCAUUCAAUAAAACCCAUUGAGGAGAUGUUCUACUUGGAGCAUACCAAUGAGAUCAUAUGUCCAGACAUCGAUGGGUUUUACCCCGCUAGUGUAACACCAACUGUCAAGUGGUACUUGAACUGCAACUUGGUGGAUGGCUUCUAUGAGCGAUACCCUCAAGGGACAAGGCUUGUCAUCGGCAUUGUCCGCAGUGUGUAUAGAGGGAAUUACACUUGUAUUGUGACAUUCAAGGACCACGGAAGAACCUAUAAUCUCACCAGAACCAUAAACAUGAAGGUGGUGGGAUCUCCAAACAAGGCUUUGCCACCACAAUUUGUCUCUCCAAAUGAGAAAGUUGUCUACGAACUGGAAGCAGGAGAUGACCUUGUUCUGUCCUGUGAGGUCUUCUUCACCUUCCUGAAGGAAUCCCGGACUGAGGUGUGGUGGACCAUAGAUGGGAAAAACACAGGUGACAUCACGGACCCAAAGAUAAAAGUCACACAAAGUGAAAUUACUAGAGAUUUUGAAGACAAAACUAUCAUAAGGACUCUAACAGUUGCAAAAGCCACACCAGAGGACUUGAAACGGAAUUAUACUUGUUAUGCCAGAAACGCCAAAGGCGAGGACCGCAGCCAGGCCAUAGUGCGCAUGAAAGCUGUAGCACCGAAGUACACCGUGGAGCUGGCCUGUGGACUGGGAGCAACCAUCCUGCUCAUUGUGGUACUUAUAGUCAUCUAUCACGUUUAUUGGCUUGAAAUGGUCCUCUUCUAUCGGGCUCAUUUUGGAACAGAUGAAACCAUUCUAGACGGGAAGGAGUAUGAUGUGUACGUGUCCUACGCACGCAAUGCUGAGGAGGAGGAAUUUGUGCUGCUGACACUGCGGGGAGUCUUGGAGAAUGAGUUUGGGUACAAGCUGUGUAUCUUUGACAGAGACAGCCUCCCCGGGGGAAUUGUCACAGAUGAAACCCUGAGCUUCAUCCAGAAAAGUCGACGUCUGCUUGUUGUCCUGAGCCCCAACUACGUCUUGCAGGGAACACAGGCCCUGCUGGAGCUUAAAGCUGGUCUAGAGAAUAUGGCCUCCAAGGGCAACAUCAAAGUCAUUCUAGUGCAGUACAAAGCCAUCAAGCAAAGCAAAGUGAAGGAGCUGAAGAAGGCCAUGGCAGCCUUGACUGUCAUUAAAUGGAAAGGCGAGAAAUCCAAAUUCCCAAAGGGCAGGUUCUGGAAUCAGUUGUGGGUGGAAAUGCCAGUGACAAAAAUUAGCAGGAGUCUGAGCCUUGAUGGGCUCAUAUGUACCCCUGAAAAAUGUUUGACACCAUCAGAAAUCAAAACAAAACAAACCCCAGAAAUCCACAAGUUAGGCCAGGGAGUGCAAAGAAACUCAGCCUUUUUCCCAUAAAGGACUGCCCCGAAGCAUUUCAGAGAAUAGUUGUGCCUCCCUGCAGCUCUUCUACUGCCCUGGCAGUAGAGACACCAAAGAUACAUACACCUCCUCUCUGCAAAUGCAUGUCCUUGUCAUUAACCACAAAAGCCCUCAGCUCAGGGUUGAAAUUUGGGCUGUCCAGGUGGGAUGCAGUCAGCACCUUGUGAUAGCAUGGUAUUUGUAUAGGCCAGUGCUCCUAGAUCCAAAUCCUAUGGGACCUUCAUUAGCUUCCAGGACAGAACUCCUUUUUUCUCUGAAGUGGCUUCAGUCUGUCCUGGUCUCUGGUCCCCGUUGCAGAGGCUAGGGAGAGCAGUUUGAAAGGUGGCUCCAGUAUAGAGCCUUUCAUACAUGUCCCAGCUAUAUAGUCCUGAUUACUGUGAGAUCACAGUUCCGCUUCAGUGGCAGGAUUGCAGACUCUUGAGGCUCCUUAUCUUUGCUCCUCACAUUUCUGAAGGAGCAGGUGCAUUCAGAUAGUUUGGCAAUCUGAAAUGGCUGUUACAAAUGCAUUUAAAAAACAAAACCCAAAAAAAAGCUCUGUACUGUAGCAUUUCUACUAGUAAGUGGUCAGUCUCUGUGGCUCUGCAGUCUCCCAAGUAUCUCACAUCUUUCAGAGCUGUAAUGCUCAGAAUCCAGGGGAAAUUUCUUGUUAGUACAAACCAUGGAGCAUGUCUAAGGCAUGCAUCUUUGUAGAGUAAACUCAGGGAUUUCACAAGCACUGUAAGGAACUCCCAUUUACUACUUGCCCACUGUCCCUGUGCAGCUGGCUGGGGGAAAGCAUCAUGCAAGGUGCUGCCAAGGCCUCUGGGAUGACACUGGUAUGUGUCCAACUCCCCAGGAGACCCUAAAAACUUAUUUGAACUUACUAAAAACUACACUAGCUCUAUCCAGCUGGGUAAGACUAUGAAGAAAAGCUGAGAGAGCUGGGGUUGUUCAGCCUGGAGAGGUCCAGAGACCUUAUUGUGGUCUUUCAGUACUUAAAUGGGGCUUCUAAGAAAGAUGGGCACACACUUUUUAGUGGGGCCUGUUCCAAUAAGACAAGGGGUAGAGGUUUAAACUGAAAGAGAGGAGAUUCAGACUAGAUUUAAGGAAGAAAAUUUUACAGUGAGGGUAGUGAAACACUGGCACAGGUUGUCCAGAGAGGUUGUAGUUGCCUCAUCCCUGGAAACAUUCAAGGUUAGGUUGGAUGAGACUCUGAGCAAUGCAGUGAUCUAGUUGUCCCUGCUCAUUGUAGGGUGGUUGGACUAGAUAACCUUUGAAAGUCCCUUCCAACCCAAACUAUUUUAUGAUUCUGUGACGAUUUGGUGUUCUCUGCCUGCAUAUGAAAAACAUCACCAUUCCUAAUGCAGGGCUCAGGUUUAACCUAUACUUAGCUUUACAAAGUAAGUCUCCACCUAUCCUAUUUCAAGCCCAGAGUAGCAGAAUAGACGAUGUAUCUCAGGUUCAUUAAUCUUUGCACAAAACACAAAUAUAAAAGUCACUGAGUACCAGUCCUUGCUUCAAUGGGAGGCAGCAGGCACAGGAGGGGAUCUAGUGAGUUAACCCUGCAAGACCAAGGAAGGAAGUGUCCCUUCCCCUGUAGGACAGACAAAGCACAGCGGGACCCUGACAUUGUCUGGUACUGUUGUUGACAAUGUUUUCACAUAAAACUAUAAGCUCUGGGGGUGUCUCCAUACUCCUACAGCUCCCAGUGCAAGGUCCUGCCCACUUAACUGUGGAAUUUAGUAUUACACACACUAAGUGCAUGCUUUUUUUUAUUGAUAAUGAUUGCUCCUGAGUCACCUCUGACUCAUGCUUUCACUCUGUUGGUGUCUGUCAGGUGAAGCAUAUCCAUUCAUAAUGGCAUUAAAAAAGCACUAUGAUUUGCAAUCUACAUGUUAUUCACCCAGCUGAGCAGGAAGGUUUGAGGGCAUCCCCAUAAACAGCCCAGUCUUAAAGGUGUGGGCUGGAUCCUGACAUCAGUGAAGCCUCUUGCUCUUAGCAUCUUAUGAUUAUAAUGUUAUUCCAGGGCACCAGGGAGCUGCCAUUGGGCAAGUACUGUACAAAUAUGGAACAAAUAGGGCUUCUUUCUCACCUUCUUCAUCCUCCCCACCCCAAGUAAGCUUUGCUUUAAGCAGGUUAAAUUGCAGUUAGCUUCACUGAAGGCAAUGGAGCUUCUCAUCUGCUCAGAGAUGCUUAAAAGCUUUGCUGUUACAAGCUUUUCUACUAUGUCUGUGGAGGGACAGAGAUGCCUCCCACACUCCAGAAAGCUUCAUUUGUAUUAGAUAACACCCAAAACCAUGCUCAGUUUUAUGAAUCGCUUGCAACAUGUCAUUUUGCCCAGCUUCCCCUUUUUUGUGUUUUCAGCAUCUCUGUGAUCAGCUGCCCAAUCUGCAGGCAGAGGGAACGCCCUGAGGCUAAAGCAGAACUGUGUUAGAUUCCAAUUUGAUUUUUAAAAAAUUGUCACAAAAAUACGCAUAAAUUCAAUUAACAUCCCAGACCUCAGCACAUCACAUUUCAUUUUUGGCUGAGUUACCAAGAGAACUGCUGAUGUUUUAGUAAGUCUGAUUAUUUUAGGAAGUUAAAUCCACCUCAUUUGUUUGGCUGAUUUUAUUCAAGGGAUUUUCCAAAUAAGUAGUAGGCCAGGAUUUUCUCCAGCAUACGUUGCUUUGGUCCUUGGUGCCAUUGCAACCCCAGAACAGGAUUACUGAGAGGCAUCAGAAGAGCACCCAGAAGGCAAAAGGUGUGAUGGUCUUAAGGGAGCCUGAGAGGUCCAGAGGGAGCAGCAUAGAAGGAAUACCACUGGAGCAGGCUCUGCUCCCCUGGAAGCUUUACCUCUGGCUUUUCUGGGAGCUGUCAAGCCAGGGGUACAGCCCAGUCCCAGCUGUAACACAGAUCUGCAAAGCACCUCAUAUAUGCUUGCCCUUUCAUUGUAUGCCAUGUAUGGUUUCCAUUGUGGGAUUCUGUCACAACAUGUUUACUUCAGUUGAUUCAUUCGAAUUCCUGUGCUCUAAUCUAACAUUUAUCAAUAUGCAGCUCAUACAAAGUUCCUCAUUGUUAUUUCAUGGGGAAGCAGUGUGGCAUAAAUUGCAAAAAAUACUUUCCCCAUGCCAUUUGAUGUUGUA
Pezoporus occidentalis (night parrot) is the source of this 5098-nucleotide messenger RNA. RefSeq names its product interleukin 1 receptor accessory protein (gene IL1RAP). The record is from RefSeq and is a predicted model, not a curated record. The transcript has 11 exons. Lineage: Eukaryota; Metazoa; Chordata; Aves; Psittaciformes; Psittacidae. Gene Ontology annotation, biological process: signal transduction. Gene Ontology annotation, molecular function: interleukin-1 receptor activity. The coding region runs from base 174 to 1973 and encodes 599 amino acids.